UACCCACAGCUGAGGACCCGGCCAGCCUCUUCCGGGUCAGGUGACUCCGCGCGGUCACGUGACCUGGCCCGAGUGCGGGCGGUGGAAGGCGGAAGUGGGAGAGGAGUGGGCGCCGCUUCUGUGGCCGCGGCAGUUUCCUGGUGAUGACAUGGCAUCUGCCAGCUCCAGCCGGGCAGGAGUGGCCCUGCCUUUUGAGAAGUCUCAGCUCACUUUGAAAGUGGUGUCAGCAAAGCCCAAGGUGCAUAAUCGUCAACCUCGAAUUAACUCGUUUGUGGAAGUGGCUGUGGAUGGACUCCCCAGUGAGACGAAGAAGACUGGGAAGCGAAUUGGGAGCUCCGAGCUUCUCUGGAAUGAGAUCAUCAUUUUGAACGUUACGGCCCAGAGUCAUUUAGAUCUGAAGGUCUGGAGCUGCCAUACCUUGAGAAAUGAACUGCUAGGCACCGCCUCUGUCAACCUCUCCAAUGUCCUGAAGAACAAUGGGGGCAAAAUGGAGAACACGCAGCUGACCCUGAACCUGCAGACAGAGAACAAAGGCGGUGUUGUCUCGGGCGGUGAGCUGACAAUUUUCCUGGACGGGCCGACUGUUGAUCUGGGAAGUGUGCCUAAUGGCAGUGCCGUGACAGACGGAUCACAGCCACCUUCGAGAGAACCCAGUGGGACAGCUGUCGCUCCAGAAAACCGGCACCAGCCCCCCAGCACAAACUGCUUUGGUGGGAGAUCACGGACGCACAGACAUUCAGGUGGUUCAGCCAGAACAACCACAGCAGCCGGCGAGCAGAGCCCUGGUACUAGCACCCGGCACCGCCAGCCCAUCAAGAACCCAAGCCACAGUGGCUUGGCCAAUGGCACAGUGAAUGAUGAACCUGCUGCAGCCACAGAUCCCGAAGAACCCUCUGUUGUUGGUGUGACAUCCCCACCUGCUGCAACGUCUAGUGUGACCCCGAACUCCACUGCAGCGCCUCUCCCUACCCCAGCCACACCGGCUGAAGGAGAGGAGCCCAGCACUUCGGGCACACAGCAGCUACCAGCGGCUGCCCAGGCGCCUGAUGCUCUGCCUGCUGGAUGGGAGCAGCGAGAGCUGCCCAAUGGGCGUGUCUAUUAUGUUGACCAUAAUACCAAGACCACCACCUGGGAGCGGCCUCUUCCUCCAGGCUGGGAGAAACGCACAGACCCCCGAGGCAGGUUCUACUAUGUGGAUCACAACACUCGGACCACCACCUGGCAGCGCCCCACUGCGGAGUAUGUGCGGAACUAUGAGCAGUGGCAGUCGCAGCGGAAUCAACUCCAGGGCGCCAUGCAGCACUUCAGCCAAAGAUUCCUUUACCAGUCUUCGAGCGCUUCGACUGACCAUGACCCACUGGGCCCCCUCCCUCCUGGCUGGGAGAAGAGACAGGACAACGGACGGGUGUAUUACGUGAACCAUAACACGCGCACUACCCAGUGGGAGGACCCUCGGACCCAGGGGAUGAUCCAAGAACCAGCUCUGCCCCCAGGGUGGGAGAUGAAGUACACCAGCGAGGGGGUGCGCUACUUCGUGGACCACAAUACCCGCACCACCACAUUUAAGGAUCCUCGCCCGGGGUUUGAGUCUGGGGCAAAGCAAGGUUCCCCUGGUGCCUAUGACCGAAGUUUCCGGUGGAAGUUUCACCAGUUCCGUUUCCUCUGCCAUUCAAAUGCCCUCCCCAGCCAUGUGAAGAUCAGCGUUUCCAGGCAGACCCUUUUUGAGGAUUCUUUCCAACAGAUCAUGAACAUGAAACCCUAUGAUCUGCGCCGCCGGCUCUACAUCAUCAUGCGCGGCGAGGAGGGGCUGGACUAUGGAGGCAUUGCCAGAGAGUGGUUUUUUCUCCUGUCCCACGAGGUGCUCAACCCCAUGUACUGUUUAUUUGAAUAUGCCGGGAAGAACAACUACUGCCUGCAGAUCAACCCCGCCUCCUCCAUCAACCCUGACCACCUCACCUACUUCCGCUUUAUUGGCAGGUUCAUUGCCAUGGCUCUGUACCAUGGGAAGUUCAUUGACACAGGCUUCACCCUCCCUUUCUACAAGCGAAUGCUCAGCAAGAGACCAACCCUGAAAGACCUGGAAUCCAUUGACCCCGAAUUCUACAACUCUAUUGUUUGGAUCAAAGAGAACAACCUGGAAGAGUGUGGCCUAGAGCUGUACUUCAUCCAGGACAUGGAGAUCCUGGGCAAGGUGACAACUCAUGAGCUGAAGGAAGGUGGAGAGAGCAUCCGAGUGACAGAGGAGAACAAGGAAGAGUAUAUCAUGCUGCUGACCGACUGGCGUUUCACUCGGGGUGUGGAAGAGCAGACCAAAGCUUUCCUAGACGGCUUCAAUGAGGUGGCCCCCCUGGAGUGGUUGCGCUACUUUGAUGAGAAAGAGCUGGAGCUGAUGCUGUGCGGCAUGCAGGAGAUAGACAUGAGCGACUGGCAGAAGAACACUAUCUACAGGCACUACACCAAGAACAGCAAGCAGAUCCAGUGGUUCUGGCAGGUGGUGAAGGAGAUGGACAACGAGAAGAGGAUUCGGCUGCUGCAGUUUGUUACUGGGACCUGCCGCCUGCCUGUUGGAGGAUUUGCUGAACUCAUUGGUAGCAAUGGACCACAGAAAUUUUGCAUUGACAAGGUUGGCAAGGAAACCUGGCUCCCCAGAAGCCACACCUGUUUCAACCGUUUGGAUCUCCCACCAUACAAGAGCUAUGAACAGCUGAAGGAGAAGCUGCUGUAUGCCGUCGAGGAGACCGAGGGCUUUGGACAGGAGUAACUGAGGCUGCCUCCUCUCACGCCCCCAGCGCACAUGUAGUCAUGAGUCCUCCCUGCCCGAGAGGCCGCUGGCCACGCAGCACCCGGGAGGCCCUGUAGAGGGUGGCCCUGUGUGGGACCAUGCUGUUCUCAGGCUGGUGGCACCAGAGUCUGAUCUCAAGGGGCCCUGCCCACCCCCCUCCCUCCUACCUACUGGUGGCAGUCUGGAAUAAAGCCCCCAUGUCACCUUUGGCCCCAUCGCCCAUUGCAAAAUCUGGAGGCCUGACCCUCUCUGCAAAGCUCACCAUCCUUCUCCCCUAAGACCAACCCUAGGUAUGCGUGAGUCUGCAGGGGAGGCGCCCCGUGCUGAGGGGCUGGGCCUCACAGGCUACUUAGGUGAGAAAGAGACCAGCCCCUCAGGAUAGCUGUUCUGGGCUGAGAAGGCCCAGGGUCUUUGCCAGUAGAAGAGGUUCUGUUUUCAAUAGAACUUUUCCAGUGAUCUGUAUAAAAUGAAGGUCUGAGGAAGAGGAGCUCUUCUCACACCCAGAGCUCUGGAUCAAGGCCAUCGCCUCCUUCUCCAACGGGCUCCACCAUGGAGGCUGAGCAGGAAUGCCCCGCUCUCCACUUGAUGCUGGCCAAUUCCUUCUUUCCAGCACAUAAGGGGUCGUGCCAGCGGCUCGGGUGUCAGUGGGAUGGAAACAGCAGACUCCCUCAGACUUUCUUUUCCCUUUUACAUAAACUUGAAGCAUUUUGUGUGUAGGCUUGCUUUGUGUCUUGUUGGUAUGCUGUUGUCACCUUCUCUUAAGGGGCUGGUGCACCAGGUGUGGCUGGGACCCUGAGGGACCCAGCACUGUUGGUCCAAGAAUUCCCCAAAUAGCUGCUUCUCUUAGGAACCCGCUUAUCAGUUCUGUGAGCUCAGGCAGGCCUGACCCGGUGCCUAGCUUUACAGCAGACUAGUCCCCGAGCCUUGACAGAGAGGGAGGGGGUGGUGUCCGAGUGCCACCCUAGCCUUGCCACCUUCGGUAGUGAAGAAACUCCCUUUGCUAGAGGUAGUCACCAGGGAGUCCCAAGUGAUGGGGCACGUGGGGCUGACCUGUCAUUCCCUGGCAGCCCCUGGAGCUCCAGGCAGGCCCCUUAGCCCCUCAUGAGAAUGAAGUACAUCCUAGAGCACUAGGAUGAAGCCCACCCUAGAACGUGUUCAUUCUGCCUAGAAGUGGGGCUUUAUUUGCACAUAGGAAAUAGGAUACAUACAAACAUAGGAUGCUCUUAGAAACCAGCAGAAGGGCCCUGAGCUGCUGCACACAGUCUCGCUUAAUUUCUGGAGCUCUCGCCAGCCUCUGCUGUGCACAUUCUGCUAUGUGUUGAGACCUGCAAGGUGAACAUGCUCCUCUGCGAUGCUGGAAUCCUGGUUGUCGUGAACUCCUUGAGUUCUAGCGCUGAGCACCAGUUGCAGACUAGCUCCAGCUUCUUGGCAGGCCUUCAGACUGGUCCCAGGGCCUUCUGAGGACAGUCCCAUGUUCCCAGAUCCUCAUCCUUCCCCCGACCCCAGCCCAGCCCAUGAAAGUAGAGCCUGCAUCCGCUAUGCUGCGUGUGCUGACUGGAGUGGUUCAGCUCACCACAGAUCAACCUUUCUUCUUCCCUUGGUCAUAGGCUGUGCUUCCAUGCAGCAUCUCGCCGUACUGGGGGGUUGGGGUGCAAGCUGCUGUGUGGGGUUUGGAAGCCUCGGGCUCAUGGGUGUUCGGAGUGUGUUCAUGUGCGUGUGUGUACAUACGUGUAUAUAACUGAGGUGUCUGUACGGAAUGCCCUUCAGUAGCUCUGGGUUGGUCACCAGAUUAUUUUGUAAUGCCCACCCCCUUGCCUCGGUAUUGCCAGUUUCUCGUGCAAUAAACAAUCAGCAGCUGUG
Molecule: messenger RNA, 4642 nt
Organism: Equus quagga
Lineage: Eukaryota; Metazoa; Chordata; Mammalia; Perissodactyla; Equidae
Gene: WWP2
Product: WW domain containing E3 ubiquitin protein ligase 2
Exons: 24
Coding region: 149-2761 (870 amino acids)
Biological process (GO): protein K63-linked ubiquitination; regulation of monoatomic ion transmembrane transport; ubiquitin-dependent protein catabolic process
Molecular function (GO): ubiquitin protein ligase activity; protein binding
Source: RefSeq, a predicted model, not a curated record